AUGCAUCUGAAGACGAAGAUACGCAGCUUCCUAACCCCUGAUCCAGACAGGAACGCCCACAAUUGUAUACACAUCGAGAAAGAGCUGAUACAGAACAUGCACAAGAUUUACAAGCAUCAUGGUGAAGAAGGCGGCAGCAGGAAGGGGGCUACCCCCCCACAUCACCUGUUCGACCGCGAGGACUACGUGGACUUCCCCCCUUUUAACAGAACACCGCAUCUAAACAGAACCACGGAUGUACACAGAACCACGGAUGUAAACAGAACCCCGGAUGUACAUAGAACCCCCGAUGUACACAGCAUCCGCGUUGAGUUGAAACUAAAGUUAGACGUUACACAUGCCGAUGGGGAGACCGACCCCGAUUCGUCCUUCUAUCUGGAUAUCAACCCGAGGGGUGUCAUGUCCAGAAACCAGAGAACCUUCGUUUACCAGUACAGGAGCACCAAGCCGAUGCGGGACCAGGAGCUCGAUCAGCUCACCAAGCAGCAGCGGAUGAAAUACUUCACCGCCCUGUCGCACCAACUCGCCGGAAGGACAGUCACCUUUCAAGGAACCACGUACAAGCUGCUGAACGUGCUACAGACGGCCAUCUACGGAGGGGUGUACCUCGCGCAGGUGGUACAAUCCGCGGAGGUGAUGCAGCCAGGGGAGGAAGCUUCCGUGAAGAAGAAGGCCAUAAAAAUUUUGUCCAAGCAUCUAAUCGAGUUAGCAAAGGAUAAGGUUCAGGAGGAUCCGCUCUCAGAGUAUCACUACCGAAAUUGUAUGAGUGGACACAGUAACAUCCUCAGCUGCGAUACCAUCUUUGAUGACGAUUAUUAUGUAUAUAUGAUUAUGCCCUUUGCAGUACAUGGUGAUUUAUUCGAAGUGAUGAAGAGUCGAAGUAGACCCUUCACAGAGGAAGAAGCCAAGUAUCUCUUCUAUCAAAUCCUAUUGUCAGUUAAGUUUCUACAUUGUAGGAGAUUAGCCCUCAGAGACAUUUCUCUAGAGAAUGUCCUUUUGUUUGAAAAUGAACACAACGGAUUGAUUUACCCUGUUCUCAAUGACCCUGGACAGGCAACCUACUUCACUGUCAACAAGAAAAAUGAAGUUACCCUCUUAGAGUAUACCAAGAUAUUUGGAAAAAUCUUCCGGCCCCCAGAGGUAUAUGAGAAAUGCAAAUAUGAUCCGACAAGGAUAGAUAUAUUUUGUGUUGGCUACAUCUUAUACUUUUGCUUAACAAAGCAGGAGCUAUUCAGAUGUACCUUAGCCAAGGACAUGCACUGGAAUAUGCUAAAGAGCAGACACUACCAUGAGCUGUUGAGGGAGAAGAAGGGAUUGCACUUGUCAGAUGCCGCCAUAGACUUCAUAUUUCGGUGCUUGGAACCGAAUUUUAGAAUGAGACUUGAAAUUGGGGAGGCGCUCAGGCACCCCUGGUUUAGGGGAAACUUCUUUCCUGUGCACAACCGGAGUUUGUUUCCGCUUCAUUGGGACGAUGGGGUGGAUGAGGGGAGGGCUCCCAUGAGAGAAGCCGCUUCUAGAGACUGCUGCUCCGGAGACCCCUCCUCGGCCGUCUUCAAACUUUCCAAAGAAAUCGAACAAUGCGCAAGAAGGAAGAAUGUAACUAUAAAUCAGAACUCCUCCAUCAGAUUCAGCAUCUACGAGCAUGUGAUUGUUCCCUCUCCUCCUUCUGUCGCUCUCCCCCCCAAGGCCUACAUCAGCGGGGGUAACAGCCCCUCCCUUGGUUUGAACAGUACACACAGGAGGGAAUACCCUCCAGAGGGUGAACCCCAUGCGGAGGAUGGCCUCCUCAUGGGGGAGAAGUCGUCCCAUCGGUUUGGCAACAUCCAGGGGAAGCGCGCUGACGACAAGGCCAGCAGGGCCACUCCCACAUGGACAGACAUUAACAGCAGCUGCAGGAGGAUCCCCCCGCAUGUAAGCAGUUACCCGUACGUGGGCAGCCACCCGAAGGAGGUGUUACCCCCCAGCCCCACAGAUUAUCUUGGCGGCAAUCUGGCCGAGGGUGCUGUCUAUCCUUACGCACAAAACAUUUAUGCGAAGAAGCCUGGCCUUGUGAGGAAAUCACCCCCGCCGGUAGAGAUAUCAGAAUGGAUGAAGAAGCAUAACGACUCCGCCUCUAACCAGACAUGUUACACAAACUGGACAGAGGGAGACAAACAAAGCAUCGUCCAUAACUCACCACCAAGUUGCAGUGCACUUAGGGAGAAGUCCAAAUGUAACUUUCUGAUGAGCCAUAAGGAAGGUACAUACAUAAUGAUCGGAAUGAAAAGGAAGAAACGGAGACUAAGUUCCGAUGGGGGAGAAGCAGCGGAGGAAGCAGCGGGAGAACCACAAAGAGGUGAUAAUCCCCUCCUUGAAAGCGCAGGAAGUAGCUUUCACCUGAUGGCUAGCCAAGCGUUACACACCGGGGCACAACAUGAUACACCUAACACGGUGCAGAAAAGUCCUCAUCACACGUUAAGAACUGAAGAGGUCACUAAGGGGAGUGGCCUCCUGAGCAUCUUCUCGGAGAGGAAAAAAUUACCCAAUGGAGAAGGACUACCAAAGAAUGGAACGGCUAGCAAGAAGGUUGAUUAUCCGAUUGGACCUUUCAACGAAGGGUCCUUCUUCCAUGUGGAGGAGGGACACACUGGUUGGGGAAAUAUCUCGAGGAGAUACACCCCUCUAGAGUGGAACAGAAAUAUGAUUAGAAAAAGAGUCAGUAGAUGGGAAAGAGACAAAGAGGACAUGAUGCUGCGAAUGAUGCAGAGAGGUGGGUGUCAAAAUGGAUCACUUAACAUUCAACAGAGGGACACUAACAAGAGAGAAUACAUCGACGAAGGGGCAGAAAUGGCACCUCCUCACGGUGAGACAUCAUUGGAGGUGAAACUAGGCGAAAGGUGGGGAGACGUCCACAUGGGAGGAUUUACAAAAGAAGAAGAGACAUGCACAGCUGAACUGGAAGGAGUUGUCUCCCCCAUCAAUACAAGCCCACUACACGACGUCACAGUUGUAACAGGAGGGGAUAUUCCACAGAGAACAGAUCGGAUGGAGACAAACAAUUCGAAUGAAAAAAAUGAAAAGAAAGAAAAAAAUGAAAAAAAUGAAGGAACAAGAAACACCACCAGUUAUAAUCCAAACGGAGGAAAUGGCAACGAUUUUUUCCAUUUAAAUGAAGUGAUAAUCGCAGAGAGGAAGGCACCUUACAGAGGAGUUGACUUGGGGGAGAUGUUCCAAAGGGGUAAGGAAGCUCCUGCAAAUGGAGCACACAACGGUGGAGAUCCCUGCAGGAGAGUAAAAAGGUGGUGCAGUCUAGGCGGAAGAGAAGUCUUCUGGAAUGACUUUUCUCCAAAGGGUGUCUUCACUCCUUGCAAUGAAAAUUUUUACCGUGAGGAACGUACACCAAGCGUAAGUCCAGGAAGUCACACAGAUGAACAUCCUCCUCUAGGUGAGUCGAAAGAAAAGGUAAAAGGGACUCCACCGGAUGAAGAAAUUAACAACGGAGAGUUACUUCCCCACAGAGAUGAUUCAUCCUACGCCCAUAUAAAAGACGAAAUGGAAUCUCCCAGACUGACUUCCCCAUCGUGUUUGCAUUCCAAUUGGUCAUCAUCGUGCGAGGGCAACUAUUCUGAUGUAGUAACUACCCAUGUUGAAUCGCUCAAACGGUGCGCAUCCCAGAACAAGUGUGAAGAACGAAAUAAAACGGAUUCUAACUCGUUAGGAAGAUGUAGCGAGGGGGAAUCAGGGCAGAUGUGCACCAUUGUGAGUAGGAGCGCGUCCUUUUCCAUAGAUCAGGGGAAGGGAAGCACGUCGGACAAUUUAAUCACAACUAUGUCGUCGUGCUUGUCCGAGGUUGACUUAGAAAUGGCCGGGGCGAAUAUGAAAAGGGAGUGCCCCACGCAGGGUGGAUCCAAGGAUAGGAAGUGCACCCUGCAGGGGGGCGAGGCGGCCACGUGCGAUGAGAUGGUGCGUAGUGAGAUGGUGUGCGGCGAGAUGAUGUCCAAUAAGGUGAUGAAUCAUGGACUUCCCUCCGGUAAGCUUCCGAACGGUGACCCCCACGACGAAGAGGAAGAUUUCAAAGACGCACUGGAGUACGAACUGGAACACGAGCUGGAGAGGGAGAUCAGGGAGGAGGAGCGACAACUCGAGAGAGAGCUAGAAGUGGAGCUGCAAAGGGAGUUGCACAGAGGGGUAGACGUAGGAUUAGGCGUCGAAUCGGGCGUGGGAUCGAGAGUCGGUUUAGGCGUCCGAUCAGACGUAGGACCUAUCGUGAAGUCAUGCGUAGAAUUAGACGAGGUGCCAUAUGUAGAGCUGGACGUUCAUCCAUACGUAGAUCUCGAUGUUGUGCGGUUACAGGCGGGGUCUUCCUGCGCAUCCGAGGGGGGGAAGCUAGGCCGCAAGGGGGCCUCUCCGCCAUCUGGAAAGGAGAAAGUUAGAAACGGUUCGAGUUGCACGUCGAAGGAGCAGUAUGAAUCCAUGUCAGAUGUGGAAGGCCAACCGGGAUGGUCCCCCCAAUGGCAAGAGGGCAACGCAGUGAAGAUGCCCCCGAACAACACAUGGAGCCAUUCGAAUAGGACAGAAAAGGGGAACCAAGAAAUUAAGACUAAGACAGCGUGUAAAAACUCAGUGAGUGGCAAGAAAACACAACGGGUCGGAGAGCUUAUGAUGGAAAAAGACACGAUGAAGAAACGUGCAACAGUAUCUGGGAUCUCCACGAAAAGAAGAAACAGUCCUUGCAAGUCCCAAAUGAGAAAAAAAAAGGCCGCUAACAAAAUGAAGAAGAAAGUGUACUUUUCUGUAAACCCAGAAAAAAGGAAGAGCAAAAUUGUGAUGCUUCAGAAAUGUGUCCUCAGUGAAGGGUUAAGGAGCAGUAAGAGUGGACCUGCAAAAGGGAACACCCCCAAAAGUGGGAUCGCUACGAAGGGGAUCUCCACAAAGGGGAUUGUCAAUAAGGGGAUCUCCACAAAGGGGAUUGUCAAUAAGGGGAUCUCCACUCCAGGGAUCGCCACUACCCGGAUUGUCACUACCAGGAUCGCCAGCAUCGCCACGCCUCACCCCUUGGGCAGACACACAGAAGCCCUUCACCGAAAAGGCAGGGAUGAACCGAACGACAUGGGCUCCAUUGUCGACUGCACGAGUAGGAAGGGGGCGCCAAAAACGAAGGCGAAGAUGUCCUAUGACGGGAAGAAGUGUUUAUCGAAGCGGCACACCAUAUCGGAGCUGAGUCUGGCAGGAGGCGGCAAUAUCGGCGGCAAAAUCCACAGUGGAAAAUCACCAGGGGGGAAGAGCACUCCACUGCAUCUGCCUUACACCAGGACCACCGUGCAUGCGCUCCGUGUCGUGGGGAAGAGACACACCAUUUCUGACGCGACAACUGAUGGGAAGAGUCGCGAAGGUGUAGGGGCACGCUCGGUGAAGCCAAGGUGCGAUGGGGAGUAUCUCUCCAAGGGGGGCGUAAGGGGCAUGGAGGUGCGCCCCACCUCGAGGGGCACGGAUGGAAGGAUUAGACUGAAAGGUGAGGCAAACGCGAGCGAUGGCAUCUGUGGUAGCAUCCAUGGCGGCGUCCGUGGCAGUGUCGAGGGAGUGCUCGCCAACCAGAUAGCCAAAUGGAACGACAAACCUGCAGAAACGAAAGCUCGAAGGAACCACAACCAGAUGGACAGAACCUCUGCAGAGGAGCGGAACCAUGUGGAUAAAGAAUUUAAGGACAAGCAAAGAAGCACUCUGGUAGAAUCGCACCGAGGUGGUGAAUCAUCCACGGAGGAGCCGAACACCAUAGACAGGCACCGCCCCCUCCAAGGCUUCAACACCAUAGGGCUUUAUGCAAAUGGAGGAGAGACCCAUGUGAACCACAGAUUAGCUACCCCAGACGAAGUGCACAUAGCGGCUCAAAGGGAGCAGAAGGAUUUGUUGAAUGGCAAUUUUCCCCCUGUUUGGAAGAGAGGUGAAAUGGACAAACACAGUGCAGGGGAAAAGAUGCAAGGCUGCCGAGAAGUGCUCCUACCCUGCUUAGGAGCAAAGGAGUCCCCUUCACAUUAUAGAAGCAGCGUCGGUGAACAGACUCCCGAGCGGGUAAAGGGAAGAAGCACUAUGACGGUGGACAUCCCUUUGGAGAAGGACUACGAGAAGGACAAGUCAUCUUUGAGGGGAGACCCUCGUAUGGUGGUAACCCCCAGACAGCUAAAGAUCAAUGUGAAGAAGUGCCCGGAAGAGACAUCAGCGGGGAUAAGAAGGAAAGCAGAUGGAAGUACCAGAAUCUCGAGUGAUGAGUUAGUACUGAAUAAAUUUUUGGCUGAAAUGGGGGGGAACAUCCCUGCAAGAGUACCCAAACGGGACAGCGUGAAGAAGGGAAGCUCCAAAGGUAUCCAACCGAACAGAGUAAGCGCACACGGGGAAAGGGGGGGGACCAAUGUGAUAAAGCAGAAGAGUUCCCUGUGUAGGACUGUAGUGGGUAGUCAAAGGGGAGAUAACGCAAAGGAGGGGAUGAAGCAAACGAAGAAGAAUGAAAGUAGGAAAACGAAAGACGGGGUAGCCAAACGAGGGGGUGCUCACGUGGGGGGAGACAGAGAAAAGUACCCAAACGGGGUGACACCUAACAAAGUCAAGCUUCCCGAAGGGAAGAGCGUGAGGGCUGCUCAACAGGGAAGCGCUGUCUACUCCAGUGCAGGAAAAAAAGACAGCUACCUGGAGAAGCGAAAAACUUAUGUGUUCUUUUUUAAAAAGGGCCUGAAAGGCAAACUGGAGAAAAUGAACCGAAAGGUAGAGGCAGAAAGGGAUAUGAAAAAAGUGGAGGGCAUUCUGCAGAAGGGGAGAGAAAUGAGCGGAAACCACGUCGAUGCUAACAGGAUGAAGAAGACACUCGAAGAAGAGAAAGAAAAAGAGGUGAAACAGAAAAAAUUAUAUAAAAAAGUGUCCCCAGGGGAACCGCAGGACGUGCCCCCAUUAGAAUCAAGGAGCUUCCUCGGCCAGAUGACGACGUGCAGAUACACUCAUCAUGUGAAUGAAAAAGGGAAAGAACUUCAUUUCCACAGUGGGGAGAACGGCCUGAAGAAUGUCAUUUGCCACCAAUCAGUUAGCGGCAGUGGGGUGGAAGUUCCAUCUGAAGUGACAUCCCCGAGGGGGGACAGUAACGUCUAUGAUGCGAGGAGGGUGGCACACUUUAGCCACUGCGAAUCGAAAAAUGGAAGGAGCAAUCAUUCCUUGGGGACACGCAGCAUGGAUGUAAGUUGGAAGGACACAUAUGAUUUCCACCGCAAUGGGAACGAUGGUGAAACGAGGCAUGGUGUCAGAGGCUCCUCUCCAUCGAAUGCGAAGAAAAGCGGGGUGGAAACUGCAGAUGGAUCGUGCACGGGGCGGAGAAAGGAUGUUCCCAUUGGAGGGAAGAUAACGCACAGUUAUGCCUCAACGGGUCCAUCGCAAAUGGGUUCUCCUAAACCUGCCAGACAACGGGACGUAGAAUCCCUUUCGAGGAGAAACGCAGUGGGCGACACACCUUACGCAGAUAAGGUAAACAUUGAAGAACGGGACGAUGUAAAGAUCCAUCAGAAAGGUGUCCUCCCCGAGGGGUUAAUGCAAGGGGAAAGAGUUUCCACCAAGCGGGUUGCAUGUAUGUCUUCGUAUUGUGACCACCCGGGUGAUGAGGGGCUCCCACGACGUGAGUCCCGGCCGAAUGGGAAGCUGUCACAGGGGCUGAGGCUGUGCAGACGAAUAGUGGAUGCAUCGAAAGGGGAGCCAACAACCCUCAUGGAGACGGCCCCAAUGAUGGCAAAUAGAACUGACGCGAAUGUCGCAGGUGAAAACAGAAACGGGGGGAAAAGUCCAACUCAUGGAAACGCAAAAGAGGCAACACAAAGAGAAAAGUACAGCCAAAAGGAAUCCACCAAUUUUACACAACACCAAAUGGGAGGUGAAAGAUGCAGCAACGGUAGCAGAGUCGACCCACAUGGGAAUAUAAACCAGGAGGGGAUGUCCCAUGCCAAAGAGAAGAUGAAACGCCUGAACUUGAACGGUCAAAUUCAAAGGAAUGCUGAGAAGAGCACUCUCCAGAUUAACCCAAAGGUGGAAGAAAGCCCUUCCAUGUGGUGGUCCCAAAUAGAACAGGGCACUGAGACGUAUCUGCAGGAAGGCCAACGGAAGAAAAAACAAAAUACUAACUCAUGUUUGAAUUUAAAAGGGGACGAGAUGAAGAGAGUUUUCCGUUCGUCUCCCCACUUGGUUCACUUGCAUCAAUCCAAGGUUGAUUCCCAUAUGCUGACGUCUGCCCAUGUGCCGAUGUCUGUCCAUAUGCCGAUGUCUGCCGUAAGGCCAAGGAAUGUCACUCCAGGGGGUGUCACUCCCACUGUGAAAGGAGGAGAAGCAGUUCCAGCAACACCUGCAGAACCGGUUGUACCCUGCGGCGUAGUCCAGGAGGAGGCGUACACGCCAAGACCGUUCAGUGCUCACGAUAACUACGCAGUCGCCAAGGGGACGAACCCAAAUGGUCCCACUGUUAGAGCGUAUAAAUUGCCAAACGGCCAUCAUUAUGGGGCUCAAAAUGUAUUCAUCAGAUGCAACGAACAGAAAAAAGUGGCCUAUCCAAUGGGGGAUGCAUCUGGAAGGAGGAACCAACUACUAGAGAAGACGAAAAAUGACCAGGAGGGGAGCAACCGCAACGAUGCGUAUGCUAAACCAUUGGGAGCUACCCACCAAGGGGGGACAAAUAAGACCUACAUCUCUUCACACGGAGCAUUCCGCUACACAGAUCCGAGGCAGACAAAGAACAACUUGAUCUCAGGAAAGAACAAGAAGAAUUCUAACUUGAGCAUCCUGUGGUGGAAGACUUAG
Plasmodium inui San Antonio 1 is the source of this 8799-nucleotide messenger RNA. RefSeq names its product CAMK protein kinase. The record is from RefSeq and is a predicted model, not a curated record. Gene Ontology annotation, biological process: mitotic cell cycle; protein phosphorylation; regulation of cytokinesis. Gene Ontology annotation, molecular function: ATP binding; protein kinase activity. Bases 1 to 8799 code for a protein of 2932 amino acids. The transcript has 2 exons. Gene Ontology annotation, cellular component: spindle pole; cytoplasm; centrosome. NCBI's taxonomy places the organism in Eukaryota, Apicomplexa, Aconoidasida, Haemosporida, Plasmodiidae.